Molecule: messenger RNA, 2926 nt
Organism: Eurytemora carolleeae
Lineage: Eukaryota; Metazoa; Arthropoda; Copepoda; Calanoida; Temoridae
Gene: sip3
Product: E3 ubiquitin-protein ligase synoviolin B
Cellular component (GO): cytoplasm
Molecular function (GO): zinc ion binding
Source: RefSeq, a predicted model, not a curated record
AAAGUUUAAGAAUGAGGUCCGAGCUCCUCGGUCUCGUCAGCAUAGGGUUGACGAUGGCUGUUCUAGGGAACGCCUGGCACCAACGUCAACAGUUCUAUCCUUCAGUUGUUUACAUAACAAAAUCUAACCCAAGCAUGGCCAUUAUAUACCUCCAGUCCCUGGUUGUUGUUGUACUGAUCGGGAAGAUAAUGAGGAAAAUAUUCUUCGGUCAACUUCGUGCUGCUGAGUUUGAGCAUCUAAUGGAGCGAUCGUGGUAUGCUGUAACGGAAACCUGCCUGGCGUUCACAGUUUUCAAGGACGAUUUCUCACCUAAGUUCGUUGGUCUAUUUGUGCUCCUGUUGUUCCUGAAAUCGUUCCACUGGUUAGCUGAGGAACGAGUAGACUUUAUGGAACGUUCCCCGGUCAUUUCAAUUCUCUUCCAUCUAAGGGUAUUAUCCCUGGCUGUAUUCCUUGCUGCCCUGGAUAUACUGUUCAUUCAACAUGCUUGCACUAAUACAAUAACAAAGGGAGCCAGUGUUCAGCUUGUAUUUGGGUUCGAGUAUGCCAUCCUUCUGACAAUAAUCUUGAACACAGUGAUCAAAUAUAUUCUUCAUAGUGUUGAUCUCCACAGUGAGACUCCAUGGGAGAAUAAAGCUGUAUUCAUGCUCUACACUGAACUCUUCAUUGGAUUUCUUAAGGUCCUGCUAUAUGUCCUAUUCUUCAUGAUUAUGGUCCGUAUAUUUACUCUACCUCUGUUUGCUGUCCGACCGAUGUAUCUGACCAUGCGAGCAUUUAAAAAGGCAUUCAAUGAUGUUGUCCUAUCUCGACGAGCAAUCCACAAUAUGAACACUCUCUACCCUGAUGCUACAGCCCAGGAACUAGAAAAUACGGAUAAUGUUUGUAUUAUCUGCAGGGAGGAGAUGGUUGCUCCUAGUGCUAAGAAACUACCUUGCAACCAUAUAUUCCACAGAAGCUGUCUAAGAUCCUGGUUCCAAAGACAACAAACAUGUCCAACCUGCAGGUUGGAUGUUCUACGAACAGCUCCUGCAGCUGCUACAGUACCUCCAAAUUUCCAGCAGCAAGUUGCUGCUCUACAUCAGCAGAUAGCAGCUCUGCAACAGCAGAGAACUCAGCAGCAGCAACCGCAGCAGCAACCUCAGCAGCAGUAUAUGCCUAACCUUCUUAAUAUGAUGGGUUUACCCCCUCAGGCUCUCGGAGCUGGUGCAGCAGGGGGUGUUGGAGGCGUUCCUGGCCGCCCUCGCGUCCUUCCACCCUUCCCUCCAUUUAUGGCUUGGAAUAUACCUCCGCCCAUGCCUCCACCAAAUUUCCAGGGGAUGAGUGAUGAUGAAUUGAGGGAGAUGGAGGGAGCUGAGAGGGAGAAUGUGGAAGCCAGAAUCAGGUGCCUACGAAACGUACAGGUUCUGCUCGAUGCUGCUGUUCUGGAAAUGCAGCAAUAUAGUGCAGUCGUGGCAAGGUGUACUGCUCAGCAGAAUUCAGCUAGAGCCAGCAGUGCAGCUGCUGAUACUUCGGAGAAUCCUCUAGUAGCUGCUACAGCGGCCGCCAAUGCUGCUGCAGCUGCUACUGCUUCUCUUGCAGCUGAUGCGGCAGCUGCCUCCACUAGUCCAGCUGCUGCUGAUAUUAAGCAGGUACAGACAAAUAAAUCAUCACAGCCCACAUCACAACCAUCAUCAUCCCAGCAGGCAACAGGAGCUAGACCUAAGGUUCCCAAUUCACAUUCAAGUAAUCCUAAUAAGAUGUCUUCAGCAGCAUCAGUCUCUACUACUACUUCUUCUUCAAGUGAUAAGUCAGCUGCUUCAGAAGCUUUAGGUACAGCUUUGGCAGCUUCUAAUUCAGCUUCUCCUCCUGGUUCCUGUAGUUCUCCUCCUGGUUCUACUGAAAAGAAAGGACCUGGAAGCCCUUUUGAUGAGGAUAAUCCUUUUAAUAAUCUGACCAGAACACCAGAACAGGAUGAGAUCAGGAAAAGACGUCUGGCGGUGUUCGAAGAACAGAAGAAGAGAUUGAUGAAAAAAUAAAUGAUUUAAAAGAAUAUAACGGGGAAAUGGGAGAUAAAUGGGUAGUACAGAAGAAAUGGGAGAUAAAUGGAUAGUAAAGCGUAAAUGGGAGAUUAAUGGAUAGUAAAGUAAAAUGGGAGAUAAAUGGACAGUAAAGGGAAAUGGGAGAUAAAUGGAUAGUAAAGGGAAAUGGGAGGUAAAUGGAUAGUUAAGUAAAAUGGGAGAUAAGUAGAUAGUGAAGGAGAAAUGGGAGAUAAAUGGAUAGUAAAGGAAAAUGGGAGAUAAAUGGAUAGUAAAAGGAAAUGGGAGAUAAAUGGAUAGUAAAGGGAAAUGGGAGAUAAAUGGAUAGUAAAGGGAAAUUGGAGAUAAAUAGAUAGUAAAGGGAAAUGGGAGAUAAAUGGAUAUUAAAGGGAAAUUUAAGGUAAAUGGAUAGUAAAGAGAAAAUGGGAGAUAAAUGGAUAAUACAGGGAAAUGGGAGAUAAAUGGAUAGUAAAGGAAAAUGGGAGAUAAAUAGAUAGUAAAGGGGAAAUGGGAGAUAAAUGGAUAGUAAAGGGAAAUUUAAGGUAAAUGGAUAGUAAAGAGAAAAUGGGAGAUAAAUGGAUGUAUAGGUGAAAUGGGUAGUGCAGGGAAAUAAGAUUAAAUGCAUGGUAAAUGGAUAGUAAAGAGAAAUGGGAGAAUUAUAAGACCGGUUCAAUUUUAAUGUUAAAAUGGGUAAAAUUUGUUAAGUUCAUCCAGGUUUUCAUAUUUAAUAAUUCGUAAUUUCUCUUACUGUAUUUACUCCGAGAGUGGGGAUCAAGCAAUGGAUGCUUAGUGACUAUCCUAAAACUUCUUUUUGUUACAACUCUUUAAACUUCCUCGUCUUGAUUUAGAAUAAAAAAUAAUAUGUGUGAAUAUAUUUAUAUUUGUAAUUAUAAUAAAUUUUUGUGAUGUCUCGA